AUGCUAACUCAAUCGGAAGAUUCUAAUUUAAAAGACACGCACUUUCGCGAUAUGUUUGAACUUUUUGAUCGGGAUGGGAAUGGAUCUAUUUCCACAACCGAACUAGGCAAUCUGAUGCGAGCGUUGGGUUUAAAUCCAACAAUGGCUGAACUAGAACAUAUGGUUUACGAGGUUGAUCUGGAUGGAAAUGGUCGAAUCGAAUGGGAAGAAUUUGUGGCCCUCAUGAAAAGGCAAUCAUCACGGCAACCAGAUGAGAGCGAGCUUUAUGCGGCGUUUAAAGUGUUUGAUAAAAACGGUGAUGGAUUUCUGUCGGUGGAAGAACUUUCGGAUGUGAUGCAAAAUUUUGGCGAACGUUUAACACCGAAGGAGCUUCAAGAUCUCUUGGAAGAGGCUGAUAUAGAUGGCGAUGGACGAAUAAACUACGAAGAAUUUGCCUAUAUGUUACUCAAGUAA
Messenger RNA from Anopheles nili, 453 nucleotides. Its product is annotated as neo-calmodulin-like. The record is from RefSeq and is a predicted model, not a curated record. The transcript has a single exon. Gene Ontology annotation, molecular function: enzyme regulator activity; calcium ion binding. Lineage: Eukaryota; Metazoa; Arthropoda; Insecta; Diptera; Culicidae. The coding region runs from base 1 to 453 and encodes 150 amino acids.